Molecule: messenger RNA, 549 nt
Organism: Colletotrichum higginsianum IMI 349063
Lineage: Eukaryota; Fungi; Ascomycota; Sordariomycetes; Glomerellales; Glomerellaceae
Exons: 1
Coding region: 1-549 (182 amino acids)
Source: RefSeq, a predicted model, not a curated record
AUGAGCGAAAUGCAUCAAGCGCCUCGGCGAGAGCUCGGGGUAGAAAGUGGAUCUGCAGCGUCUCUUCUCGACAGCAAUAGUCCCGAUGUUUCCCCCCGCUUCCCUUUGGAUACUGUCACCCACAACCUCCCAAGGACACCGGUCAUGAGCCGAAAACACUCGAGAGUCGACCGUAUCUUGCUGACUCUAUCUUCAUGGUGGUGGUGGGAGAUAUGCGGCUGUCUAGUCUGCAUUCUCAGUAGCAUGCUGCUGAUUGUGUUCGUCGCGAAAAUCGACCAGGUGUCUCAAGAAGAGUGGGACUACAGGCUACAACCCAACACAAUCAUCUCGAUUAUCACUACAGCUGGGAAGACAUCCAUGAUGGUGCCCAUCGCGGCUUGUAUCAGUCAGCUAAAGUGGACCGAGUUCAGGCAGCCAACUCGACUGAGUCUCCUCCAGAGCAUCGACGACGCCAGCCUGGGGGUCUCUGGUCCUCCUAGCCAAGGCGCGCACCAAGGUCCUCCUUCUCCCAGCUCUCGCCUUCCUGACAGUUGCCUCGGUGGCGUUUGA